AGAGGAAGAUGGCGGCGGCGUGCCUGGUAUUGCGGAGGUCGCUGCGGGGAGCAGUACUGCAGGGGGGACGGACGGCCUGGCCGGUGGCGCCUCAGGCCAACGUCUCCUUCUCGGCUCUGUCCCGGGGCAGGAAAGUGGCUCUCUCUACAUUGGGUAUUUUGGUCGCUGGAGGCUCCGGUCUGGCAUUUGCUCUCCACCAAUCAGUGAAAGCCAGUGAAUUAGAGCUGCACCCGCCAUCCUACCCAUGGAGCCACAGCGGAUUUCUCUCCUCUCUGGAUCACGCCAGCAUCCGCCGUGGUUACCAGGUGUACAAGCAGGUGUGUGCCGCGUGUCACAGUAUGGAAUACUUGGCCUUUAGGAAUCUCAUCGGCGUCUCCCACACUGAAGCAGAAGCCAAAGCUCUGGCCGAAGAGUUUGAGAUUCAGGAUGGGCCAGAUGAGAAUGGGGAGAUGUUCCUUCGCCCCGGGAAACUGUCCGAUUAUUUCCCCAAGCCGUAUGCCAAUGAGGAGGCGGCCAGAGCUUCCAACAACGGGGCACUGCCCCCUGAUCUCAGCUACAUCGCCAACGCCAGGCACGGCGGUGAGGAUUACAUCUUCUCUCUUCUGACUGGAUACUGCGACCCUCCUGCUGGCGUCACUAUAAGAGAAGGACUGUAUUACAACCCCUACUUCCCAGGCCAGGCCGUCGGGAUGGCACCCCCUAUUUAUAACGAGGUUUUGGAAUAUGAGGAUGGGACCCCGGCCACCAUGUCUCAGGUUGCUAAGGACGUCUCCACAUUCCUGCGUUGGGCUUCAGAACCGGAACACGACCAUCGCAAGCGAAUGGGCCUUAAAGUGCUGAUGAUCUCCUCCAUCCUCAUCCCUCUCAUCUACUACAUGAAGAGACACAGAUGGAGCGUGCUGAAGUCCAGGAAGAUCGCCUAUAGACCCCCCAAGUAACGGAGCAGAUUGUACCACCCCCCGUGUAUUGCUGGGCUCGGCUAGCGGGUGCAAUGGAUGAGUUGCCCAAACACACGGUCCCUCUGCUCAUCAGAGCAGGAAGCAGAUCAGGACUCGUUAUUCUCACAGGCGCUGCGUCCGUAGCUCCAUCUUUGCGUGUUUAUUUUUUUGUCGUAGGGAAUUUUUUUUUCCUGCUUCUCUGCAUUUUCAUUGUUAAUGUCCGUUAAAAAAAACAUCUUCAGGAGAUAAAGGGACUCGUGCAAAGAAAAGAUUUUCUGUCCAUUACAUCCCCUAAAUUAAACAAAAAUAUAUCUUUUAAACCAAA
Molecule: messenger RNA, 1263 nt
Organism: Xenopus laevis (African clawed frog)
Lineage: Eukaryota; Metazoa; Chordata; Amphibia; Anura; Pipidae
Gene: cyc1.S
Product: cytochrome c-1 S homeolog
Exons: 7
Coding region: 9-938 (309 amino acids)
Biological process (GO): proton transmembrane transport; mitochondrial electron transport, ubiquinol to cytochrome c
Cellular component (GO): mitochondrial inner membrane; respiratory chain complex III
Molecular function (GO): electron transfer activity; heme binding
Source: RefSeq, marked predicted